CACAAGCAAAGCUAAACGAACUACGUCAAGAAAUACGUCAUGCGGAACAGCAGAUUUUAAUAGCAACUGAAGAGCUAAAAGGCUUGGAAGAUGCAGUGGCUCAGAAAAAGAUUUCUGAAGCAGAAAAGGAAAAACUUCGUGAGCAACUGAGCAGAAAAAUCCAGUUGUUAAAUCAGCUUCGCAAGGAAGCGGAGGAGCUGGAAAGGCAGAUGGAACGGCAAAGGGCAGAAAUGGACAAAAAACAGGAGGAGAUUGAAGACCUUGAGACUUAUUUAAAUUCCCUCAACCCUCAGGACCCCAGACAUUCCCAUGUAAAGGCUCAGAAAGCAGGUAAGGAACAGCAACUUGACAUGAUGGACAGGCAGUACAAACAGCUAGAAGGGCGGCUAGAUGAGAUGCUGUCCCGGAUCGCCAAAGAGACAGAGGAAAUUAAAGACCUGGAGCAGCAGCUCACUGACGGUCAGAUAGCUGCAAACGAAGCACUGAAGAGGGACCUAGAAGCAAUUAUUUCCGGCUUGCAGGAAUACCUGGAGAGUGUUAAAGGGCAGGCCAAGCAGGCACAUGAUGAAUGCAGGGAGCUGAAAGCAGAGAGAGACACCCUACUUCAAAGGCUGGCAGAGCUGGAAGAGGAGAGGAACCAACUAGAAAUUGUUGCUAUGGAUGCUGAAAAUAUGAGAAAGGAAAUUGCAGAUCUUGAACAAAGCCUGCAAGAACAACAAGAAGUGAAUGAGUCUCUGCGCCAAGCUCAGGGAGACCUCAGUGAGUAUGAAGCUGAACUGGAGGCUCAGCUGAAGGAACGAGAUGUGGAGGCUAAACAGUUAAAGGAAGAACUGGAAAGGAGAAAACGGCUGAGUCACAUGGAGAAUUCUGCCCUGCAAGCAGAGCUAGAGAAGGAUAGGCAGGCCCUGGAGAAUGCUGUGACCAAGGCUCAGCUGUUAGAGGAGAAGGAAAAGGAGAGCAAGCAAUUACUGUCACAACUGAAACAGCUGCAGGGAGAGAAUGCGUAUCUGAACGAGGAAAUUCACAACCUUCAGAACCAGCUUGAUCAGGUAGCUGACAGCAUGAUUCAUCCUGAGCAAAUCACAACUCGUAUUGGGGAACUGAAGCGCAAGCUGCAGACGGGCGUGGGAGAAAUUCGGUGCAACAGUCCGGCGGAUGUUUUAGGACAAAACCUGGCAGAUCUCCAAAAGCAGAUCAAUGACAUCCUCGGGAAAGCGCAAGAUGAGAAAAGAGAGGGCCAGGAGAGACAGAGGAAACUGCAGGAGGAGCUAGCGACGCUCCAAGGCAAAGCCAGGGAAAUGCCUGAAGACUAUAAGAGAGCGUGCAACAAGGCAGCAGAAGCCAGGAUACAAUCAGAAAAGCGUCAACUUGAGGGUAAAGUUCGGCAGCAGGAGAAUGAGCUCAGACGAUUAAAUGAUCAACUGAAAAACAUGGAAGAAAUCCAAGGCCUGGCAGAUCAACAACUCCUAGAAGCUGAUGAAGAGCGUGAGAAGCUCCUUACUGAGCUGCAAGAUCUGGAGAAUAAGAGAAAAAUGGAAGAAGAUCAGGCACAGGCGCAAGUGUUUAAUUUAGAGAAGGAACUCAAAGAGCUGAAGAGGGCAGUGGGACUAUCUGACAAGAUGGCAACUUCUGAGCUGUCCAACGCCAAAGAUCAACUGAAGUCCCUGCAUGGCACUGUCAUUAAGCUCAAUGAAGAACGAGCUACGGAAAUGCAAGAAGCUGCAAAUUUCUUCUCACAAUCUGCUCGCGCCUCCCGGAACCUCAGCAAAGCCGAAGCGGAGAUUGAAUUGUUGCAGAACAUUCUGAAAGAACGAGAGAAGCAGCUGCAAGAGGAGAUGAGACACGUGCAUGCUGGGAAGACAACAUCAGGUCUCCAGCAGCUUGAGAUCGAUAGGCUGAACCAUACACUGAGAAAACAGCAGGCAGAGAUAGAACGGCUGAAGCAUUUACUGGAUCAUGCCAGGAAUGACAAUAUUGGAGAGAUGGAGAACCUACUGGAUGAGAUAGCAUCACUCCGGCAUGCUCUUGGGCACCAGAAUGACUACAUCACCAGCAGGGAUGACCCAUUCCGGAGAAGGGGCUACUGGUACUAUGUGCCGUCCCCCUCUAGUGCCUCACAUUGUGAUUCCCUAAGUACUAAAGACUCCGGCGUUGGUUUACAGUACCCACUUACGUCUUCCCCUGCCAGACACAGGUGUGGCCAAACCAGGCACCCUAAGAAGGAAAAGCCUGUGCCCUCCGCUAUGGGCAGAUGGGUUUAUUCACCACUCCGGCAUGGGUUGCACAGAUGCCACUCAAGUGAAGAUGGGGAGGACUGUGAAUCCGAGCACGAAACACAUGCACCACCAACAUAUCACUUUGUACCUCCUCCUGGCUCAGUUAUUUACACUGUACUUCCAGACGGCGCUCCUGUACCGCAGGGCACUGUUAUAUAUGGCCCUCCGCCUCCUGCCAAUGGUAGAGCAGUGGCUCCUGGGACUGUUAUCUAUGGCCCUCCUCCUGUUGGAACUCAGAUUGCAUAUGGGCCUCCCCCUCCACAUUUUACCAUACCGAUUAUCCCUACUGGCGUGCUUCACUGCAAUGUGCCAGCGCAUCAUGAGCUGGAAAACGAAAUUACACGGCUUGAAGACAUUAUCGAUCAUCUAAAGUUGCGACGGCAAAAAGAAAAAAUGGCAAAAGAGAGAUUGCAGGAAGAUAUCAAUGAUCUUGAACAUCAAAAAGAAGCUUACAAGAAGGAGAUGGAGGAGUUGCGUAGAUCGACACAGAAACGUAAACGAAAAGAGUUUAUAGACGGACAGCUGGACAGCCUAAUCACAGAGCUGGAGCUUGAAAAAUCUCUGCAACAUCACAACGAAAUUGUAGACGAGAUAGAAUGUAUUGAAAAAACACUGUUGAAGCGUCGCGCCGAGCUACGUGAGGCUGAUCGUCUGCUUAUUGAAGCGGAAAAUGAGCUGCAGAACUCCCGGGAAAAGACUAAAGAGAUGAUUGAGAAAUACAAUGCUGCUAAGGAGAAUCUGAGUCGCUCAGAAAGUGACGCAGAGGAGCUGGAGCGAAGGGCACACGAGACGGCUACGCAACUGGUAAAGGCCGAUCAGCAGUUAAGACUACUGCAAGCAAACGUAAAAGAUCUUGAGCUGCACAGAGCGGAACAAGAGAAAAUUCUCAAGGAGAUCAACAGUGUAGUGUCCUCAAGAGAUGCCGAAUUCCAGUCGCUCAACCACCAAAUUGACAAGAUGAAUGAUAACUUUCAGAAAAUCCAAGCAGAUAUACAGGUCGCUGAAGGAAAAGAAAAUCACUAUUUGCAGACUCUUCGGGAAGCUGAAGAUAUAUUUCAGGAGAAGAAGAUUGCACUGGAGAGACUGAACAACCAGUUGAUAGAACAGCAGCAAGAUGCAGUGGAGCUGGACAGACUCUUAGGACAAAAGAAAGAGGAGUUGAAUCUCCUUGAAGAUCACAUUGACCAAAAGAAAGCAGAACUGAAGGAAGCCUUGCGAGAUGGAGAACUUAAUGUAGCGGACAGGCGGAAAGAGAUUAGGGAAGUGAGGUCUCUCCUUGAAGAUUUAAGUGUGCAAAAAGGAGAACUGAAUGCCCAGCUGAAUGAAAAGAAGGCCCAGCUUAUUAUCCUGAAGCAACAGGUGGCGCACGAGGAGGAGAAUCUGCAGAAAGUAGCCGCACAGAUCAGCAAACAGAAGUCAGAACUGAAACAUGUGUUACAAAUGCUGCAGCUAGAGAACAAUGAAUUGCAAGGAGCUAAAUUACAACAUGACCAAAAGAUUAAUGAACUGGAGGAGACACAGUCCAUGCUGCUGGAGGGUAAAUUAGAGUUGGAAAAUCUUCAGCGGGCAUCACAGCGUUUGCAUGGAGGAGUAGAAUGUCAAAGGCAAAUCCUAGAGAGAGACCAUCAGGAAAUUGAGCUUCUGAUGAGCCAGAUGCACACGUUGCAGCAGAGUAUGGAGUCGCUGAAUGGAGAGAAAAAAUUUCUGGAAGAGACCAACCAGGACCUUGAGAAGAAGCUGACACAAGCUAAAAAAGAGUUGGCAGCUGCAGAAGGCUGUAAGAAUACAGCUACAGGCAACACUGAGAGACUGACAUCUGACAUUAAGGUGCUGCAAAAGGAGACUGAACAACUAAACAAUCAGAAGCAAUCAGUAAAAGAAGAAAUGUCAGCACAGCAGCAGAUACUGCAAGGGAAAUCUUCUCCCAAAAUGCCGGUCAAAGCCAAGGAUAAAAAAGCUAAAGCCGCUGAGUUCGGCUUAGAUACUUCAGUAGAACCUGUGACCAACUUGAUGGACUCUCACUCACUAUUUUCGCAGCUGUCUGAAUUAUUUUCACCGCAAUUUGACCUAAUUAGAAAGGAGUUAGGAUCUAUUUCAUCUGAGAUCACUGCCCUGUCAGUUGAAGUAAGACAGUUCGCACAUAGAAUGCAAGAGGCAGAAAACAGGAUUUCUGACCUGGAAGAUCAAGUUAGCACGCAGGAAAAUAUAAUAUCCCAACAGGAUAUUAAAAUCACCAGUCUCCAGGGCCGUCUCGACGACCUUGAGGACCGGGCGAGACGUAACAACAUUCGAAUUGUGGGUCUCCCGGAAGAAGCGGAGUUUGAAGAUCUUCUGAAGUUCGCUUCGGUCACGCUCCCGCAGAAACUUGGUGUCCCACAAUCAAUGUUACCAAUUAUAAUUGAGAGAGCUCAUAGAGUUGGGGUCAAAAAAAAUGUAGGUACAGGACACAGUAGGAGUAGGAUGUGUAUAUGCAAGGUGCUGAAUUUUCAGGAUAAAAUUGAAAUGAUGAAACUGUUCAAGAAGCUGCAUGAACCUCUAAUGUUUGGGAACAGUAAAGUUUUACUAUUUCAGGAUUUUUCUGUUGAAACCUCGACGAAGAGAAGGAUAAUGGCCCCCCUCUGUACUCAAAUUAUUGACAAAGGAAUCAAUGCGCGGAUGGUUUAUCCGGCCAAAAUAAUAGUUGAGUACAGGGGAGCUCGCCUAGUCUUUACGGAGGUGGGGGAGGUGAAAGAGUUUCUCAAAGAUAAAUGA
This is a messenger RNA of Bombina bombina (fire-bellied toad), 5027 nucleotides long. RefSeq names its product centriolin. The transcript has 26 exons. The annotation marks the transcript as partial. Lineage: Eukaryota; Metazoa; Chordata; Amphibia; Anura; Bombinatoridae. The record is from RefSeq and is a predicted model, not a curated record.